Molecule: messenger RNA, 2783 nt
Organism: Carya illinoinensis
Lineage: Eukaryota; Viridiplantae; Streptophyta; Magnoliopsida; Fagales; Juglandaceae
Product: SET and MYND domain-containing protein 4
Exons: 15
Coding region: 115-2457 (780 amino acids)
Molecular function (GO): protein binding
Source: RefSeq, a predicted model, not a curated record
AAGAUGAGUAAUAACAUGUUCAGAUUAAUCAUUAAUGUAAAAAGGAUCACCGGAGGUCUGGACGGAUUCCUAUGAGCCGCAUGCCCGACAGAUCGGCAAAAUUCUGAGGGAGAUAUGGAGAAACUGAAAUCCUUGGUUCCAGACAGCCUAAAGCGGAUGGUGGUAGAGAGCACACCUGAUAGUCUUCCACUAACAUGUUCUUCUCUCCUUAACUUCUUCUCUGAUAUGGAGCUCUUUCACCAAAUGGUUAGAGAUUUGACGGAUCCAGAAAGGGCUCUCUGUGGUAAGAAUAAGGAUGCGGCUUUGGAAUUGAAGCAGAAGGGUAAUCAGUGCUUCCUGAACGAAGAUUACGGUUCUGCUCUGACUUGCUAUUCUGAGGCACUACGACUAGCUCCCGUCGAUGUUGAUGACAUGGACAAGAAUCUGGUUGCAGCUUUAUAUGUGAAUCGGGCUUCUGUGCUGCAUAAACUAGACCUUUUGAUGGAGGGCCGGCGAGACUGCAAUCGAGCCCUUCAGAUUUCUCAAAGCUAUGCAAAGGCAUGGUAUAGGAGAGGUAAGAUGAAUGCUUCUCUGGGAAACUUUGAAGAUGCAGUCCAUGACUUGAAUAUAGCUAAGAAAUUGGAGUUAUCAUUCAGUGGACAGAGACAAAUAGAAAGUGAGCUCAGGAUAAUUACAGACAUGUUUGAGAGGACAGAAAGUUCACUUGUACAGCAUAAGGAGAAUGAGUUGGAUCUUUUAGAUGAGCCAGACCAAAUAAAACUGAAGUGUGUCAUCACACCAAAUAAAGGAAGAGGUAUGGUGGCACCAAGUGACAUCCCUCCAGCUUCCUUGGUUCAUGCUGAAGAACCUUAUGCCCUGUUGCAGAUAAUAUCAAAGCAUUGUCGAGAAACUCAUUGCCAUUACUGCUUGAAUGACCUACCACCAGAUAAGGUCUCAUGUACAUCAUGUUCUAUACCUCUGUACUGCUCGCAGAGGUGCCAAAUACGAGCAGGAGGACAAAUGCUCAGGAAUCAUCCAGUGAAACAUGGCAUUCAAGGAAAUAUAUCUCAUAAUCUUGACACAUAUAUUUCAGAGAUUACCCUGGGCAAUGAUUCUGAAUCAGAUGUUGACUUUCCUGAACAUAAGCAUGAAUGUCAAGGUGUACACUGGCCUGCAGUAUUUCCUUCUGAGAUAGCUUUGGCUGGAAGGGUGCUAAUAAAAUCUUUGGCAGCAAGAAGUCCAGUUGCUAAUUUCGUGGACAUGUUGAACCUUUCUCAUAAUUAUCCACAAAUUCAUCCAGAAAGCAAAUUGGAGUUACACAUAUACUCCAUUAUAUUGCUAUAUUGCCUUCAACAUUCUUCACGCACUGAACUUUUACUAAAUGGGGCUUCUAUAGCACAGAUUGUCAUACUUAUAUCUCAAAUUAGGGUGAAUUCUAUGACAAUUUUUCGUAUGAAAUCAGCUGAUGUUAAUGGUCCACUGCAUCAGUUCGGAAAAUUUUCACACAGUGAGGUUUCUUUAACUAGUAAUGUGGAGCAGGUCAAAGUAGGUCAAGCUAUUUAUAGAGUUGGCAGUUUGUUCAACCAUUCUUGCCAACCAAACAUUGGUGUGUAUUUCGUGUCACGUUCCCUUUUUAUACGAACAACUGAGUUUGUGGCGGUAGGGUGUCCCCUGGAAUUGUCAUAUGGUCCACAGGUUGGCCAGUGGGACUGUAAAGAUCGUCUAAAGUUUCUAAAAGAUGAGUACUCAUUUAGAUGUGAGUGCAGAGCUUGUGCAGAAGUGAAUCUCUCUGACCUUAUUCUCAAUGCUUUUCAUUGUGUCAGUCCAAAUUGUCCCGGCAUAGUGUUGGAUAGCUGUGUAGUCAACUGUGAAAAACAGAAAACUAGGCACGUCCAAAGUGCCACCGGAAUAAGCACCUUGGAGCCCUAUAUGCAGGUUGAUAUGUUAAAAUGCCUUCCAAGCAAUGGCUCCCUUCCUAUUGAUCCUGGAUAUUGUUUGAAGUGUGAUUCUUAUUGUGAUCUGGAAUCUUCAUUUGCUGCAGUGAAUAGAGCUUGGAUUUCCAUAACAAGGUUGAAGGAUACAAUGGUUUCAGGAGAAAUCUCAAGCACUGUCCUUACGGCUGCACUGAAUUCUCUUUGUCUGCUAAGAUCAACUUUGCAUGCAUAUAACAAGCGCAUUUCUGAAGUAGAGGACAUUCUAGCUGAGGCAUUUUGUUUGGUUGGAGAAUUACAACUGGCUGUGGACCAUUGUAAAACAUCAAUUGAGAUUUUGGAAAAGCUCUAUGGUCCGAAUCACAUUGUCAUUGGAUAUGAACUUGUGAAGCUUUCAUCUAUUCAGCUAUCCAUGGGGGAUCGUGGUGCUGUCAAGAACAUAAAUCGAGUCAGUGAAAUUUUUUCUCGUUAUUAUGGAUCUCAUGCAGACAUAAUGUUCCCAUAUCUGCAACCCUUACAGGGGAAACUCAGCAAGUUAGUUCAAUAAAGGUCUAAUCCUAUCGCUGACGUCGAGAGAAAUUCCAGAUGAAAAUAGAAUGGGCAUAAAAGAAUUUGAAGAUGACCAAUCGCUAAUUCAGGUUGCUGCUUUGAACAUGAAGGGAUCGAUUAUAACUUUUGCCUGAUGAAUUGCAUUUGAUAUGUUGAGAUUUUAUCCGAUCCAAUUAAUUCUGUAAAGAGUUGGCUAAAUACUGUAGUAUAGGUGUAAUAGUUAUGUAACAGCUAGGCACUGCUUGGACAUUUUUGAGUCUAAAGUUGUGUUUGCUUAUUCAUUUGAAGUUUCAAGUCUACUAUUAUUUAUUUAUUUUUUUAAAA